This is a messenger RNA of Adineta ricciae, 3960 nucleotides long. The record is from the annotation of a GenBank genome assembly. Lineage: Eukaryota; Metazoa; Rotifera; Eurotatoria; Adinetida; Adinetidae.
AUGAAGUGUUUGAUAUUUUUUAUUCUCUUCUUGCAUGCGGUAAUUGCUUCACCUCGGUUAAAUCUUUAUCGUACUGAUGAUACAUAUCUUCAACAUCAUUGUCUGUAUUUCGAUCAGAGUGAAGAUCAAUGGUCUCGUGACAUCGUUCCGUAUUGUUUGAGUGAACUGACUUCAACUUGGCAGAUUGAACAGACAAGCUAUCAUUCAAUUUCCACGUUCAACGAACUCAAACAAAGAAACAUUACCAGUCAACAACUGUAUCAAUGGUCCGCGCCGAUUGAUGUCAUUGAACGUUAUCAACUGUAUCUAAACGAUGGGAAUGUUCAUAUUAUACUCAGCACAGAAGUGUUUUAUAAUUGUACGUCGCCCUCAUUUGGUCCCUUUUGCCAAUAUCAAUUGGAAAACUAUGAUCCCAGAUGGACAUUAAACGAGUUUCUUCGUUUGCAUUAUCAUUCACAUUCGAAAGCAGCGGCAUCCUCAACAUGCUACACUCAUUUGCUUUGCAACCGCGGUCUGCAAUCGAUCUGUCUCGAUUGGAGUGAAGUAUGUGACGGAAAAGUUGAUUGUGACAAUGGAAGUGACGAAGAAAACUGUUCACCAUUGAUCAAUAAUCGAUGCAAGGAAGGCGAAUUUCGAUGUAAUAAUGGACAAUGUAUACCCUUGAGAUUUACUACAGAUGGUAACAGUUAUGAAUGUCUUGAUCGAUCUGAUUCUCUUCUACGAAGUUCCGUUUCGAAUGAAAAUCAUGCACCGACUAUUGCAAAUGAAGAUAUCAUUUGCCCAUGGCAUGAACGUGAUACGAGUCGAUUUCUACAUCCUUUAACGAGUUCAUGUCAAUAUUCACGUUAUGAAAAGAUCGAAGAGGCAAUACAUAGCGAGAGACCCGAUUUUCUCGGCCCUGAUUGCUUUCUCGCUAUUCGUUGUCACUUCAAAUUUCCUCCCUACAACCGAACAUUGUGUUCAUAUAUGUGUCGAAAUAACGGAUGCAUUGAACUUAUGAAGACUACGUGUCCGGGUACUUUCUUUUAUCCACCCACCCCGGUCGCUUUUGGUCACAUUUAUUUUGCUUAUUCCAUCGAAUAUACAAUCAAUUCGACAAACAUGAGAGAAGUUCCACCUGAAUACAUUUGUUACGAUCACAAAAAAUGUGAUGAAUUUGGUUUGAAUGCUACUUUAUUACCACUUGAACGAAUGACAUGCCGUCGUCCAGACGAUUUUCCAGUAAAAGUACAUUUUAACGGUGACGACUGGUAUUCAAGUUAUGUGGAACAAAUAUAUCGACUACUCGGUCAUUGCAAUCCAUUAUUGAAUAGCAACUCUAAUUGUAACGGUCCAUUCAUGUAUCGAUGUAUAAAUUCGUCGAAAUGUAUACCUAAAUUCUACAUAGGCGACGGUAUUCGAGAUUGUGAUUAUGCGGAUGACGAAGAACAAGAUACAGUUAAUACAGCAUGUACUAUGGACGACAAUAAGGACGUAUUUUUCGCAUGUCGAACGAAAGAUAAAUGUAUUCAUCGAAGUCGAAUCGAAAAUGGAUUUUGCGAUUGUGGCUUUGAUGAAGAACACUUCUGUGAUGAUGAAGAUUUAAAAGCCAAUCAAAAGAGAUCAGAAAUUCAAUUUUCUACCAUAUGUGAUCGAUCACUUGAUCUCGCUCCUAUUUCAAUCAAUGGACAGAUUCAUACAGACGAAACGGAUUGUACUCAGUGGGUCUGUAAUAAUACACAUACUCGGUGUGAUGGUUUUUGGAGCUGUUUGAAUGGCGCUGAUGAAGUCGAUUGUAAUCCAUCGGCACUUAUUCCAUGUCCACCACAUCAUCAUCUAUGCAUUUCGUCACGUACACAUCAGUUGCUAUGUUUACCUCUCGAAAAAGCAAACGAUGGUAACCUUGAUUGUGUUGGUGGUAUGGACGAACCGUUACUUUGUCCAAUUAGAAAUCGUUAUCGAGAAUCAAGAAAAUUCUAUUGUCAAAAUGGCGGUGGCAGCAUCAUCAUUGCUAUCAAUAUGGCAACUAGAAGCGACAUUGAUCAAUCAAUAGAAACCAGACGGUUUUUGGAUGUGACUGAGGAAUUACUUGAAAUACUUCCACCUAUCGAAAAGUUAGAAUAUACAUCAACUUUCUCACUCGAUCAAGCUAUCGUCUCACUGGAAGCAGUCGUACCUGAUAUCAAACUAAUGCUCGAAACGGUUCAAAGCUUUCAUAGCGAACCAGAGGAUACCUUUAGCCGAGAUGAAUCUAAUUCUAUUUGGUUGUAUAUACUGGAAUGGGAACCUUUUCAGAUGUCCAUAUCCAACCUUUUAAACGAAACGCUUCGUUGCAAAGAUAGACGAAAAUUGGAACCUUGGCUUCCUUUUCUACGACUUUUCCUUAACGCUUUCUCGCGUCUGCCAUCAGCCAACUUCACCAUUUAUCGAGGUGCAAAUAUGGAUUUGUCUGCUAAAUAUUGCGUAGGAGAAAAAAUUACCUGGUGGGGAUUUUCUUCAUGCAUAAACAAGACCAAUCAAUUGGAGAGAAAAUUGAGUCUGAACAAAAGUGGUAAAAGAACACUAUUUAGCAUCAAUUCCUUUUCGGCAAGAGAUAUUCGUCGAUUUUCAAUGCAGGAGAAUAAUGAACAAGUUUUGCUGCCUCCGGCUAGUCAAUUUCUUGUUAUCAAUUCGUUCGACAAAGGUAGAGGAUUUCAUAUGAUAGAAUUGAAAGAAAUCCAAUCAGAAUAUGACAUAAUGGCUCGAUUGAGAUUACCGACAAAUACUACAUUCGAUGAUACUCCGUUUGAGCCGAUUUCAGUUGUAUCAUUGUCUAAAAAGCGACUUCCAGCUGCACUACCUAAUCUACGUCUAGAAGAACGUCUCUCGGAAUAUUACGCUCAGAAUCCUAAAGUUGACUUGAAAUCAAUGCAGUUAUUUGAUUCCGAUAUGGACGUCGUCGCCAGUGAAUUUAUUGCUAACAAACAAUGCUUCGAAUUGAAUUUAUCCGGCAAUCGAAUCACGCCUCAUGGCAUUUCUAUACUUGCUCAUGCACUGCGAGGAAAUAAACAGACACUAACCAUUCUCAAUCUCGCCUGGAAUGAGAUAGGAGAUGCAGGAACAAAGUUACUCGCGAAAGUACUACGAAACAACAUGACAUUGAGCACACUCGAUAUCUCUCGGAAUGAAAUAGGAAACAUGGGAAUAGAGUCACUCGCUGAAGCACUCAAAGUGAACACAACAUUGACUGCCCUCGAUCUCUCCCGCAAUGAAAUAGAAAAUGCAGGAAUCUCGUCUCUAGUUAAAGCACUAGAAAGAAACACGACACUGACUACACUUAAUCUCUCUUGGAAUCAUAUAGGGCCUACAGGUGGUACAUCAAUCUCUGAACUGUUAUUAACAAACAUGACACUGGUUACACUCGAUCUCUCCUGGAAUUGUCUAGAACCCGAGGGGACCAAAAUACUUGCUGAAGCACUACGAACUAAUACGACAUUAACUACACUCAACCUUUCUUGGAAUGGAAUAAAAGCUGCCGGCGCCAAAUCGAUAGCUGAAUCACUACUAAUAAACAAAGCACUGACUACACUGGAUCUUUCAUGGAAUUACAUAGAAUCCGUUGGAGUUAAAACACUGGCUGAGGCACUGAAAACAAACACAGUACUGACUACAUUCAAUCUUUCUUGGAACGGAAUCGGACCCAUAGGAGCUAGAUCACUCAGCGAAGCAUUACGAACAAACACAACACUGUCUGUACUCGAUAUUUCUCGAAAUGGAAUUGGAGACAUCGGAGCCGACUCAUUCGAGAAAGCACUACGAAUAAACAAUACACUGGCCAUGUUGGAUGUCUCGUACAAUGAGAUCGGAAUCACGGGUGCGAAGUCAUUCAGUGAAGCAUUACGAAGAAACGCAACUAUCAAGUGGUUAAAAUUGGGUGGAAAUAAAAUGGGAAUGAUUGGUGAAGAGUUACUGGCAUCGGCAUGCGAUAGAGUGGAAUUAUAG